Messenger RNA from Sphenostylis stenocarpa, 510 nucleotides. NCBI's taxonomy places the organism in Eukaryota, Viridiplantae, Streptophyta, Magnoliopsida, Fabales, Fabaceae. The record is from the annotation of a GenBank genome assembly.
AUGGGUUUUAGGGUUUUCAUUCUCUGCUACGGUCUCCGCAUUGCGGUUCCCUGCCUCUUCCUCUGCGAACCCUACAAAAAAGCAAAGCCUUCAACCCUUUUGUUUGAACUUGUUAUUUCUUACUACUCUCGGGGUAUUGUGGUUGGCAUGAUCAUGGAGUUCAGAUCCAAGUCAUGCAGAGAUGAAAGGCUCCAGAUUGAAAGCAACGGUGGAGGCAAGGUGGCCCCAACAAGCAUGCAAGAUCUGAGGUGUCAGAGUGCUAAAAAUGCUUCUUCUGGCCGUGCACACCAGAUAGGUAGCACUGGUAAGGAGGUGAAGGUGAAGAGAGGGAAAAGGACAGCUGCUAAACCAUCAAAAAGUUGGAGCUUCAGUGACCCUGAGUUGCAGAGGAAGAAGAGAGUUGCUAGCUAUAAAAUAUAUGUUGCAGAAGGCAAAAUGAAAGGCUCUCUAAGAAAGAGUUUCAGGUGGAUCAAGAAUACAUACACUCAAGCUCUCUAUGGAUGGUGGUGA